Molecule: messenger RNA, 330 nt
Organism: Purpureocillium lilacinum
Lineage: Eukaryota; Fungi; Ascomycota; Sordariomycetes; Hypocreales; Ophiocordycipitaceae
Source: RefSeq, a predicted model, not a curated record
AUGGACAAGGUGCUUCCGUUAUUGCAUUUUGGCUGUGGCGAGCUAUUGUUGCCUCGUAGCCGCCCCAGCCAUCCGCGACAGAGUCGGGCAAACGUCGUUUACGUUUCGAGGCGCCGUCCAGGGUACGCGAGGGAGGCAGGCGGGCGGACGGGGGGUCGAGAGGCUGUUUCGUUUCACACGGGCAGGCGGUUCGGCAUCCGGGCUGCAGUCUCAGUAGGCACGGGCUGUGCAACGGCCCGCGAGCCGAGCGAGCGACCUGGGCCGGCGGCGUGGCGCACACGGGCGCACAGACACAGACACGGAGCGGGGAUAGAUGGGACAGACGGCUGA